Messenger RNA from Callithrix jacchus (white-tufted-ear marmoset), 1169 nucleotides. RefSeq names its product elongation factor 1 (gene ELOF1). Gene Ontology annotation, biological process: transcription elongation by RNA polymerase II. The record is from RefSeq and is a predicted model, not a curated record. Gene Ontology annotation, molecular function: RNA polymerase II complex binding. Gene Ontology annotation, cellular component: transcription elongation factor complex. Lineage: Eukaryota; Metazoa; Chordata; Mammalia; Primates; Cebidae.
UGCAGCGAGGCAAGCUGAGUGCUGGUGCUGAUCGUGCAGGUGGGCGUUGGGGCCGGGCAGGACUGGGAGUUCUUCUACUCCGGGAGUUUACGGGGUCCUGGAGGAGGCAUCUGGGACCCCGGGCUUGUGGGGAGGCAGGUCGGGGAGACUGACUCCCCCCGACCCCAUCCUUCCAAGAGCGACCUACCGGGGCGCCUGGCUCCUCCCGGCGGCCGUCGGGAGGCGAUGCCGAAGACUCGGCUCAUCCACCUGCAGACAUGGGUCGCAGAAAGUCAAAACGAAAGCCGCCUCCCAAAAAGAAGAUGACAGGCACCCUUGAGACCCAGUUCACCUGCCCCUUCUGCAACCACGAGAAGUCUUGUGACGUGAAAAUGGACCGUGCCCGCAAUACCGGAGUCAUCUCUUGUACUGUGUGCCUAGAGGAAUUCCAGACGCCCAUAACGUAUCUGUCAGAACCUGUGGACGUGUACAGCGAUUGGAUAGACGCCUGCGAGGCAGCCAAUCAGUAGCAACACAGAGGACCCGCCCCCUGGGCAGCCCCACCUGCUGUAGACCCAGCUGCUCGCGGGUCCAGAGACAUUCCAGAGGUCCAGGGUGUGGGUCCUGGACUGUGGCAGCCCUCUUUGUGUGUGGGAGUGGGUGUGGCGUGGCUGUGGGUGUGAGUGUGGCUGCACUUGUCACUGUGGGGUGGCCGUGAGUGUGUGUUCAUAGGCACACGGUGGUGUCCAGGGGUUCCUGGGCCUGAGGGGCCUGAACUGACCUCACUUGGCUCCAAAAGCCUUUGCUGUGUUCCCUUCUUCAACCCCUGGCCCCCCAGCUUUGGCACCGUGGCUCCCCCCACUGGAAGUGGGGGACUGUUUCCUGAUAUCCUGGAUGGGGAAGCCCAGUAGAGGCUGGAACGGAACCUCUCCAGCCUCCUCACCAGCACUGUGCCCAUCUGAACUGGACUUCCCACCCUCCUUCUCCACCUUCUAGUGCCCGUGGCCUGGGAUUCAAAGCCACCGUUCCCUAGGUCCCCAGGCUGGGCCCUGACAGGGAGCUGCUUCCCUACCCCCAUGAUAACCAGGAAGCUGUGUUUCAUGUUCAGUUGCUUUUGCAGAGGAGGCAAGGGCUGGGAUGGGGACAGCUGUCAAUCAUAAGCCCUUCAAUAAAACAGCCAGUGCACAUUC